GAUUCAUUGCCUCCUCGACCAUCCUAUGGCGCUGAGGGAACCCCAAUCAUAGUACAAGCAAACUAUGUCCCCUUAUACCUGACUCCUGAGGCGGUUUUAUACAAGUACAAGGUCGACAUAGAACCCAAGGCUGUGGGUCGUAAGGCCGAACGAGUAAUCAAGCUUCUCUUUCAGCAGAACAAUCUUGGCGGAGCAGCCACAGAUUUCAGGGCAGUCAUUGUAAGGCAGAAGCAAGAGGAUAAUGCCAAGUACAAUGUCAAAUAUUUUGCAGAGGAUGAAGACGAAGCCAAGUCAGGUGCGGAGAUCUACCAUGUAGACGUCCACCUGAGCCACAUCCUCUCGAUUAAAGAUUUCCUGGCCCAUCUCGGAGAGCCUUCUGCCAUGCCGUACGAGCACAAAGACGCCAUGAUCAAUGCCUUGCAGACCCUGUUCCUUCACUACUUCAGGCGCAACAACAGCCUGCUCACAGUGGGAAACAAGACUUUUCCCAUUUCUGGCCCCGCGAGCAAGACUCAGGCCCUGGGAGAAGGUGUGGCCGUGUACCAAGGGUUCUUUGCGAGCGUCAGACCUGCCCGUCUUCGACCCCUCGUUAACGUCAGUGUGGCCUACAGCGCCUUCUACGAAGCUCCCGGUGGUAACCUGGCGUCCUUGAUCUCAGCUUUCGGUUCCACAGACAAUUACCACAUUGAGAGAUUGCUCAGGGGCUUGCGAAUUCAGAAGAAGUUCCUGAAGAAACGCAACAAGCAAGGGCAAGAAGUCUUUCCCACGAGAAAGAUAUUUGGUCUUGCUUCGCCCGAGGACGGCACGCCCAAGGCUGGCGACACCUCGAAGAAGUCACCACCACAGGUCAAGUUUUUCGGCGCCGGAGCGAAAAAUGUCAAGUUCUCCACCGACGAUGGCUGGUUCACUGUCUACCAAUAUUUUGAAAAGCAAUAUGGCAUUCGACUACAGCGGCCAGACUUGCCCGUGAUCAAUAUUGGCUCCCACGAACAUCCAAUUUACUUGCCACCAGAGGUCUGCGGCGUUCCAGCUGGUCAGCCGGUGAAAUUUGCGAACCUAAGCUCAAAGCAGACAAGCAAUAUGAUCAAGUUCACCUGCAACAACCCCAUUCAGAACUUCCGGCUGCUCACAGAGUAUGGCCUCAAGGCUGUCGGCUUCUCUGACGACCCCGAUUCCGUCUUAGUGAAAUUCAUGAAGUCCGAUGCCGAUGACUUGUCACGUGUUAGAGGUCGUACUCUCAACAAACCUCGCCUCGUGUACGGGGACAGAACUCUCAAUGUUGCCAGGGCAUCAUGGAACCUUAUGGGCCAGAAGCUCAGCUGUCCUAAUAACGCGACCAAAUCCUGGGGCUGGGUGUAUGUGAGAAUCGCGGGUCAAAACCCCGCCUAUGAGUCUAUCAACACAUUUCUACCGACCGUGAUGGAAUUUCAAGACGCCAUGCUCUCCUAUGGGAUUCGACUAAAUAAGUCCCAAGACGGCCGAGACAUAGCACGCGCGUGCAUUCUGCAGAACCAAAAUGAUCCUGCGCUCGAGACCUCCCUGGAAGCCUUCAGGGGCAAGGACCUUGUGUGGGUCAUCGUCCCUGCUGGCUCCAAGUUGCUCUAUGAUCGAAUCAAGUACUUGUCAGAUGUCAAGCUGGGAGUGAUGACAGUUGUUUCCGUUGACAAGACUUUGAAGGAACGCGACCCCAGAUACCAGAGCCAAUAUCUUGGAAAUGAGGCUCUCAAGGUCAACCUGAAGCUUGGAGGAAUGAACCAGCGCAUCACUUCUGGCCUACACUUCAUCUCCGAGGGCAAGACGAUGCUAGUCGGUAUUGAUGUGAUUCAUCCCUCGACAGACCAAACCAGGGGUGGAAUGCCCAGUGUGGCGGGUAUGGUAGCCACUGUAGAUAGGCACGUUGCCCAAUGGCCCGGAGUGCUCCAGGUACAGCAGAAGCGGCAAGAGAUGGUCUCGGACCUCGAGCCUAUGCUCAUCGCCUGUCUCAACAAGUGGAAGCAAGCCAACAACGGAACCUUACCAGAGAACAUUCUCGUCUAUCGCGACGGCGUUUCUGAAGGCCAACACCAGGAGGUCCGCAAGCACGAGCUGCCACUCCUCCGGGCAGCCUGCCAGGCUGUCUAUCCGCCGGCCAGCCAGGGGAUGGGCCUUCCUCGGAUCACCAUCGUCAUCGUCGCCAAGCGCCACCACACGCGUUUUGCACCCGGCGCCGAUGGCGCAUGCGACAAGACAUUUAACUGCGAGGCUGGCCUGGUGGUGGACAGCGGCAUCACGGAGCUCGCGUCCUGGAACUUUUACCUGCAGGCACACAGCGCCAUCAAAGGCCACGCGCGGCCUGGGUUCUACACCGUGGUGCACGAUGAGAUCUUUCGUUGGUACAAGCCCGCGAAUAGCAAACCCACCGCAGCCGACGUCCUGCAGGAGGUCUCUCAGAGCCUCUGCUACGCGUUCGGCCGGGCCACUCGUGCCGUUGGCAUCUGCACACCUGCUUACUACGCCGACAUCCUGUGCGAGCGGGCUGGGUGCUACCUGCGUGCUUUCGAAGCGUCGGAGGCGUCUGGUGGCAUCUUCUCCCGCAGAAUCACUGAGUCCAGCGAGCUCACGGACGAAGACAUGCGACGGCUGCAGAGGGAGAUGGAGACGCACGAUAACUUGAAGGCCAGGAUGAUCUACAUCUAA
Molecule: messenger RNA, 2676 nt
Organism: Cryphonectria parasitica EP155
Lineage: Eukaryota; Fungi; Ascomycota; Sordariomycetes; Diaporthales; Cryphonectriaceae
Product: Piwi-domain-containing protein
Exons: 4
Molecular function (GO): RNA binding; protein binding
Source: RefSeq, a predicted model, not a curated record